AUGAGCUCAAAUCUGGACGAAUACGAGGACUUGGACGACCUUCUUGAAGAUGCUUCAAAAUUGGAUGAAGAGGCGACUUCUGCGAACGUGCAACGAGCCGAAACGGCCAAGAAAACAAGUAGUAAAGAAGAUACCGAGAUGAAUGAGGUUAUUGACGAUUUGCAAGGUGAAUUCAGCAAAUUGAUGCGUGAAAAUGGAUCAGUGGACUCUGCGGACAACGCCAAGACUACAGAAAAUUUCAAGGAGCUACUCACAGCGCUUCGAGAUGCUGGAUCCAGCUCUGAAACGAAACCCGAUAUCACUACUGAAGGUGAGGCUCCGGGAUUCAAAGACAUCGUAUCCAAUACCCUGGACCGACUCAAAGAAGGAGGUACCAAAGUAGACACGAAUUUGAUGGAAGAGAAAAAAAAGGGCAAUUCUGACGAUAUUUUGUCGCAGUUGUUGAAUCAACUGGUGGAUGGUGGUGAGGGGGUUGACGGAGACGAUGAAGAAGGCGUAGAAAAUGCGAUCCAAAGUAUGUUAAAUCAGAUGUCUUCGAAAGAGGUGCUAUACCAGCCGAUGAAAGAUAUGCAGGCAGAAUUUGGGAGCUGGAUGGCCGUGAACGAGACGCUUGAAGAGCACGCCCAAAAAAUCGGUACGUACCGGGACCAAUUUGCACUGGUGAACCAGAUUGUGGCUAUUUAUGAAACAGAGGGCUACGCAGACUCGACGGCGCGUGCUGAGAUUGGCGAGCUGUUGGACCGUUUGGAGCAAUUGGGCGAUUCGCCUGUGAGUAAAGGUUUCAAUAGCUCGGACACCGCACCUGAUCUGAGUAAACUUUUGGAAGUCGCCGAUGGCGAGGAGUUGCCCGAAAACUUGGAUAAGGAAUUAGAAGAUACAUGCAAACAGCAGUAG
Lachancea lanzarotensis is the source of this 894-nucleotide messenger RNA. RefSeq names its product LALA0S03e07294g1_1 (gene PEX19). Gene Ontology annotation, cellular component: peroxisome; peroxisomal membrane. The record is from RefSeq and is a predicted model, not a curated record. Bases 1 to 894 code for a protein of 297 amino acids. Lineage: Eukaryota; Fungi; Ascomycota; Saccharomycetes; Saccharomycetales; Saccharomycetaceae. Gene Ontology annotation, biological process: protein import into peroxisome membrane. The transcript has a single exon.